UGUAGAAUGCGGAAACAUAUUAAUAAAUCUAAAACCUACAGAAAUCGAAAUCUAUACAUGACAAUAAAUCCAAAAACCUCUAGAAACCGAUUUUUACAGAUUUAAUGUAAAUCUAAAACCUAUAGAAAUUGAAAUCUACACAUUACUAUAAAUCUAAAAACUUGUAGACACCGAGUUCUACAGAUUUACUGUAUUCUACGGAUAAAAAUAAUCAGUUCUGAAAAAUAUGGGAAUAAAAUAUUUUAAAAUAUUCAGUUUCCUUUUUUUUGAAAAAAACAAAUUUUCAGAAAAUAUCCAGUUUCCUUUGGAUUUGAGGAUUUUUAAUGUUUACUUUUAUUUUAAUUAUUUUAAUUAUUUAUUAUAUUUUAAUAUUUAACAAGUAUUUUGUUAAUUGUAAUUUCGAGUUUAUAAUUGAAGUUAAGGGUAUUAUUGCCAUUUUGAAAAAAAGUUAGGCUAAUGAAGCAUAAAGUAUAUGAGAUUAAUCUAAUGGAACAUAAUUAUUAUUUUUGGCCUAAAAAACAAUUUUCCCAGUACCCUUCUUAGGCCUAACCCUUCUAGUAUCUUAAAAGAUCAAAGACAGCUCUGAAGACUGAAGCUCGAAAGGUCAACAAUUUUGGCGUACGUCUCUCUCAUUCAUGCUGAUAAUUCCAUGAUUUGAAUCAGCUUCAGAGAAACUUCUUCGAGACUUAUCAACGUUAUUCAGCUUUACCAUCGUUCCUAUUCGUAUCCAUUACAUGUUUCCUCAGGCAGCUUCACCGAUUCCACCUGCUCUUUAUUGUUUCUGUCUUUCUCCGUUGUACCAAUUUAUUUGGUUCAGUUAACAAUAAAUCAAACCCCAGAAAAAAAAUCUCUUGAGAUAUCCAAGAAAUAAAUUAUGAACACUCGAGCAAUCAUCGGAUUCUCAAAGCCCACAUUUUAUCAGGUGCUACUCUGCAUCAUCUCUUUGUUGUACUACCUUCCUUGUGCUUCAAGUCAGGAAGAACUUGGGUGGUGUGGAGAGUUGUUUCAGUGUGGGAACAUAACCGCUGGUUUUCCCUUCUGGGGUGGGAAACGUCCUGAUCAUUGCGGUCAUACAUGGCUGGAGCUUCACUGCAAUAACAACAACAGUACAUCUUUAAUCAUCUCAGACCAAGAGUACUCUGUUCUCGAUGUUAAUCAAACAUCUUACAGUCUAACACUUGCCAGGACAGACCUGCUAGGCCCUUUUUGCUCCGCUAUGUUUAAUACCACUACCUUGCCUCCCGAUAUCGUUGAGCUCUCACCAACCUUUAAGAACCUCACAGUUUCUUACCUCUGCGAUCCUUAUCCUUCAUCCAAUUUUACAUGUCAUGAUAAGGGUAUUGUGAUUGGGACAGUGUCUCAAGACUCUCGACAGUCUUAUUACUGUAAUGAUAGUUUCAUAGUGAAUGUUCCAAUGAGUUUCUUUCCAGAAGAGAGAGAGUUCAAUUUGAAUCAGUUGGAAAGGGUUUUAAGAGAAGGGUUCGAGGUGAAAGUGGAGAUCGAUGAGAUAACUUGUCAAGAAUGUUCGUCCUCUGGUGGAAUAUGCAGCUUUAAUGGUACCACACAAGUUUGCUGCAAGAGAAACUCACCCUCAGGAGUCUUCUGCGAACCAAAACGUCAACCAAGUUCUGCUGAGCUUCACGACCGCUGUAGUACCCCGUUUAUCUGUGGAUAUCACAGUGGUCUCUUGUACCCUUUCUGGAUUCCUGGAAGAGAAGAAUGUGGCCACCCUGACUUCAAGCUCACCUGUAUCGGAGGAUUGGCAGAGGUUAAUAUCGCGUCCGUGAAGUUCAGAAUCUUAGAAGCAAACUACACCACUCGUAUCAUAAGACUUGCCAGAUCUGAUCUUAACGGCCACCUUUGCCCCCAAAAUCCUUCACAUGCGCCAUUGGACCAAACUUUCUCUCUAUUUUCUCCUGACACCGAGCUGCUAACACUUUACUAUGGCUGCGGAGACUUUACAUUCUUAACGCCUGCUUACCAUCCUGCUUACAUCAGAGACCUUGGUUGUGAUCAUGAUGAUGAAAUCGUAGGAAGUUACUUUGUGACGAGAAACCUCUCAUCCCAUGUACUUGACGGAGUUAGAGACCUUUUAAGGGUCCUAGGGGUAUGGUGCGCAAACGUCAGUGUUCCUGCCUCCGGACCUGCUUUAAAAAUACUACAGAAAUUUCAGACUUCAGAUAAUCUCAAGAAGGUGGUUCAAGAGGGUGUCGAGCUUGGAGUUGACCAAGAAUGUUACAUGUGCAUCGACUCUGGGGGUGCUUGUGGAUAUAACCAAACCACAAGAGGGUUCGUCUGUUACUGUAACAAUGGACCUCAUAGCUAUAUUUGCAGUUCCGGAAAGAGGAAUCAUGGUACUAUUACAAAAAUUCUAAUAGGUCUGAGUGUACUAGUAGCGGGUGUUCUUGUGCUCUUGCUAAUACUCAUACCAAUUCUCCGAAAGAGAAAAGCAUCACAUGACAACAGAAAACAGAAUCUAAACACCCUUAUUCCACUGAAACACUACAGUUACGCACAAGUCAAACGAAUAACAAACUCAUUUGCGGAAGUGGUUGGGGAAGGAGGGUUUGGAACGGUCUAUAGAGGAACUCUUUCUGAUGGUAGUAUGGUUGCGGUGAAGGUUUUGAAAGAUACUAAGUGUAAUGGUGAAGACUUCAUUAACGAAGUUGUGAGCAUUAGCAGAACUUCUCAUGUUAACAUUGUGUCUCUGCUUGGAUUCUGCUCCGAAGGUUCCAAGAGAGCAAUUGUUUAUGAACUUUUGGAAAAUGGGUCGCUUGAUAGGUUCAUCUCAACCAACAACUCAAUGGGCAUGGAUUGGAUGGCAAUGCAUGGAAUCGCGCUAGGUGUUGCUCGUGGUCUAGAGUACUUGCACUAUGGCUGCAAAACAAGGAUUGUGCAUUUCGAUAUUAAACCUCAGAACGUAUUGCUGGAUGAGGAUCUUUGUCCCAAAGUUUCUGAUUUUGGACUUGCUAAACUAUGCAAGAAGAAAGAGAGCACCAUGUCACUACUAGACAUGAGAGGGACGAUAGGCUACAUCGCACCAGAGAUGAUCUCUAGAGUUUAUGGGAGUGUUUCCCACAAGUCGGAUGUAUACAGCUAUGGAAUGUUAGUCCUCGAAAUGAUAGGAGCAAGGAACAAAACAUCCGCAGAAAACUAUGCAUCGGACACAAGCUCGAUGUACUUUCCAGAAUGGAUCUACAAGGAUCUUGAGAAGGGAGACGAUGAAAGGCUUGUUGGUAAUGGAAUCAGCAACGACGAAGAGGAGAUAGCAAAGAAGAUGACAUUGGUGGGUUUGUGGUGUAUUCAGUCUUCUCCAUCAGACCGCCCACCGAUGAACAGAGUUGUGGAGAUGAUGGAAGGAAAUCUUGAUUCUCUUGAAGUCCCACCUAAGCCUGUUUGGCAAAUUCCUACAGUGCCUCUUCCUGAAACUUCUUGGAUUUCAGAGGAGAGCUCAAGCAUCACUAAUUGAAAACCAGAACAAACAAAAUGCUUCCAGUGAGUUGCAAGCAAACCAAAGAGAUUAUAACUAGUAACUUUAUAUCACUUUUAGACAGUAGUUCUAUGGUCUCUACCAUUCUAAAGUCGUUAGCAAACUCUUCUAUAAGUUAGCUAUGGAUCAGACUCUUCAUCACAUACUAUUCUCAGGGCCGGCUUGGUAUAUAGAGCUGUCAGUUUAUCUAGUAUUAUGGGUCAUUUUCACGCCAAUCAUAGUAUUAGUCGAAAGCAUAUUAUAAACACAUGUCAAAGUCAUUCCAUUAAAGCUAUUAGAAGUUAAAAAUCCCAAAUAAUCACUUUAUUUUUGUU
Molecule: messenger RNA, 3804 nt
Organism: Brassica rapa (field mustard)
Lineage: Eukaryota; Viridiplantae; Streptophyta; Magnoliopsida; Brassicales; Brassicaceae
Product: LEAF RUST 10 DISEASE-RESISTANCE LOCUS RECEPTOR-LIKE PROTEIN KINASE-like 2.7
Biological process (GO): protein phosphorylation
Molecular function (GO): protein kinase activity; polysaccharide binding; ATP binding
Source: RefSeq, a predicted model, not a curated record